AUGGCUGGACCGGAAGACUGGCGAUUGUCCCUCUGGUGGCAGCUUCCACCCUAUCUUGGAGCUAUCAUCGUCUCAGCUGCUCUGUUCUUUCCGGUGGCAGUGAUCUAUCGCUUGUACCUCCACCCUCUCAGUCAUGUUCCCGGCCCCAAGCUUGCGGCCAUCACUCCCCUUUAUGAAUUCUACCAUGAUGCCUGUCGUGGAGGGAAAUAUUACUGGCGCAUCCAAGAAAUGCACCAAGAGCACGGCCCAGUCGUGCGCAUCUCGCCCAACGCUGUGCACGUGAAUGAUCCGGAGUUUUUCGACGAGCUGUACAAUGUCGUCGGUCGCCUCGACAAAGACCCCAAGUUCUAUCGCAUGCUCGGCUUGCCCCAGUCGACCUUCCAGACGACGACGCAUGCACUGCAUCGUGUUCGUCGCAAGCCCAUCAGCAAGUUCUUCGCCUCCUCGGCAGUGCCCACCAUCGAAGGUAUCGUGAACAGCAACCUGGAGAAGUUGUGUGCUAGGCUCGAACACUACAGGCAGUCUGGGCAGCCCGUCAGCCUCUCCGAUGCCUUCCGCUGCUUUACGACGGAUGCCAUCUCGGAGUAUGUGCUGCCACACGGCUACAAUCUGCUAGGUCGCGAGGAGUUUGCGGCCAGCUACAAUCAACAGCUUCGAGAUCUGGGGAUCGUUUCACUGUGGAAUAGGACGUUUCCGUUCCUGCUGCCACUGUCUAUGAUGACGCCGAGAUGGAUCGUCAAGCACUUUGCGCCGCCGGGGGCUCUCGAAACGUUCGAUGUGCAGAUGGGCAUCGCUAAGCAAGCCAGGAGUAUUGCGACAUCUUCGGAGCGAAGUGAUAGAACAGUCAUUCACGGCCUCAUGAACUCCGAUCUCCCACACGAAGAAAAAAUGCCCCCUCGGGUUGUGCAGGAUGCUUGGGCUUUAGUGCUGGCAGGGACGGAAACGACGGCCGUAACACUCGAGAAGAUGGUCUUCUACCUCUUGAACAAUCGCGAUCUUUUGCAAACGUUGAAGAAUGAAAUUGACGCUUUCACCGCCCAGGGAGGGAACUUGCAGUCGACAACAGCGCUGCGUAGACUGCCGUAUUUAAAUGCUGUGGUGAGCGAGGGUCAACGUUUGGCGAUUGCAGUAUCAGGUCGUUUGCCUCGGAUCGACAGCAACAUCACUUAUGUUUGUAAGGGGAUCCAAAUUCCCCACGGCACUUCCAUCAGCAUGAGUAUUGCGGCGAUGCAUUACAACCCCGACAUCUACCCUGACCCGGCGCGCUUCGACCCAGAACGCUUUUUACGGCCAGCAGAGAAAGCGCACUCGGAAGCAUACUUGGUGCCGUUUGGCAAAGGCUCGAGAAUGUGUCUGGGCAAAGAGUUUGCUAUCACUACGAUGUAUCUCGCGUUGACGCAGAUCCUUGUGCGUUUCGACUUGGAGCUGUUUGAAACCACGCUGAAGGACAUUGAGAUGGCGCAUGAGAUGUUCGCACCACUCCCAGCCGCGGAUGCUAAAGGUGUCCGAGUCGUGGUUCAGUGA
Molecule: messenger RNA, 1524 nt
Organism: Cyphellophora europaea CBS 101466
Lineage: Eukaryota; Fungi; Ascomycota; Eurotiomycetes; Chaetothyriales; Cyphellophoraceae
Exons: 2
Coding region: 1-1524 (507 amino acids)
Molecular function (GO): oxidoreductase activity, acting on paired donors, with incorporation or reduction of molecular oxygen; heme binding; iron ion binding
Source: RefSeq, a predicted model, not a curated record